AUGGAUGUCUACAAUGCCUUCCAUCAAGGAGACUUGUUUGAGGAAGUCUACAUGUCUUUGCCACAAGGAUUUGGUAGCCAGGGGAGAAUAAGAUUUUGCCAGGUCAUCCAAAGGCAUACUCAUGAACCAGAGAAGAUAUGCGCUAGAGUUGAUAUCAGAAUGAGGCUUAGGGGAGGAAAACCAGCUAUAAUCCAUUUGGAUCAGAAUCAGAAGCUCACUAGUUUGGAGUAUGGCAAAUUGUUUGAACUUGACAAUGAUAAAGAGAUGGAAGAUAGAAGACCUUAUCAGAGAUUGAUGGGAAGACUGCUCUAUCUGUCAAUCACACGACCAGAUAUAUCCUUCGUAGUCCAAACUUUGAGCCAAUUUAUGCAUGCUCCAAAAGAGUCACACUAUGAAGUUGCAUUAAGGGUGGUUAAAUAUAUGAAAAGCCAUCCAGGCUUAGGACUUCUGAUGAGCAGCAAUAAGUCCAGGAAAAUCACUACUUUUUGUGAUGCUAAUUGGUCAUCUUGUAUGGUGUCUAGAAAAUCUGUUACUGGUUUUUGCAUAAAGCUGGGAGAAUCACUAAUUUCUUGGAGGUCCAAAAGUAGAGUAUAG
Molecule: messenger RNA, 594 nt
Organism: Nicotiana tabacum (common tobacco)
Lineage: Eukaryota; Viridiplantae; Streptophyta; Magnoliopsida; Solanales; Solanaceae
Product: secreted RxLR effector protein 161-like
Source: RefSeq, a predicted model, not a curated record